Messenger RNA from Doryrhamphus excisus (bluestripe pipefish), 6321 nucleotides. NCBI's taxonomy places the organism in Eukaryota, Metazoa, Chordata, Actinopteri, Syngnathiformes, Syngnathidae. The record is from RefSeq and is a predicted model, not a curated record.
AUUCGGAGAAACAGCUGCAAUGCGUGCAGCAUGGAGAACCAUUCAGCGGAUUUUGUCUGGACAAGGGAGACCUGCUCUGUCAAAAGUGUCAAACGAACGGACAGGAUCCACCCCAGAGGUGCUCCAUUGAAGAGGCUGCUCUUGUUUGUAAGGUCAGAUGGAUAAAAACAACAAAUCCAGACUGUACCUUUUAUUAAGAAUUUAUGAAUGUGAUUGUGGUAUGAUCACAUUUUGUUUGGAAAUAUCUUAACCAACUCUAUCGAUUGGUUGGUUGAAUAUAUGUCAUGAUUUAACAUGACAACCAAUGCACAUAUUUUGCCUGAUAACACUUUAUUAACCUUCCUCUUGUGUUAGCUUUCUAGUAUCUCUAGUAUCUCUUAUGUUAACGGGUCGGUUUUGACCCAUAUUAUGUAUUAAAUCAGCUAUAAAAUACACUAAAAACAAUAAGUUACCAUCAAAUUUGCUUCUCAUGUCUUGGUUACCUUCUUAGGCUUCCUCAUCCAUGAAAAUGUUGCUUUUAAUACUUUUGGUGUGGCCAUGCAGGCCUUUUUUUGUCACUAUACCCCUCCAUUUCUAUUUCCAAAAAUGAACCUCAAAAGAAUCAUAUUCAUAAAUUGAAGGUUCGUUUGUUACCUGGCUAUUACUGAGGGAUAUAGAACAUAUCUCUUAAAUCAAUGAGUUGUAUUUAUUUUCUCAUUUUAGUAUGAAUCACUAAAGAAACAUGUAUGGUGUUGGGGUGAAUUUUGACCCAUAUAUAUUCAUGUCAAGAAAAGGUAGAAAAAGUGAUUGUUUUCAGCAACAGAACUUUAGUAUAAAGUGAAAUGAAAAAGCAGAACAGGUCCAGAUCUUGGUUCACUGUACUUCUUGCCAUUCUUUCCAUGAUCCAAAUUGUAAAUGUGAAAUCAGCCAAUCAAAUGUGUGAAUUCCCCUCACAUGUGUGGACCUUGUUUUUCUGCUGGUAUACUGGAAAAGCGGUCAAAAUGAGAAUCCCCUGAAGCUUCCAUGAUGAGAAGAGGAGCUGGUUGUCAUUGUGUUGGCUAAUUGGACGCUUGUGACUUCAGUUGGGGUUCAAAAUAUUGCUUUAUAGUCAUAUUAUUAUUAUAACCGGGUCCAAACCCACCCUAACAAUACAGUGGUCAUAAUUUCAACCAGACCAUUUUAAAAUGUAGUAAAAAUUAUUUUUUGGGUUUUAUUUUGUUGAAAUAGAGUUUCCUGACAAAGUCAAAAAGCCUUGAUGCAAUAAAUAAAUAUAUGUUAUGGGAUUCUUUUGAUGCAUUAAAAUGUAAAACGGGUCGGUGCCGACCCGAACACAAGAGGAGGGUUAAUGUGUCGUGAACCCUGCUGCAACCACCCUUCAUCCAUCCAUUUCCUUCGCCACUUAUCCCGUGGCUGUGGAACCUGCCCAAUUAAAGCUAGUCCACGACUGGUGGCCAGGCGAUCACAGCGCAGAGAUAGACCGUCCAUACUGACCUUCCCGCUGGGGUACAAGAGGAAGAUGAGAUCUACCAUCAGAGCCAUCCAGGAGCAACUGGAGAAUAUAACCGCCAUAAAACAAAACUGGGAGGACAUUGCAACUCACAUCAUGAGCCAGUCAAUAACAACCACCCAAAUCUUGAGGGAGGAAUUUGAGAAGAUGCACCAGCACUUGCGUGAUGAGGAGGCCGCUCUGAUGUCAGAGUUGAAACAGGAAGAAGAAGAGAAGAUUCAGAAGGUGGAGAACAAGAUAAACAAGACGAGUAAUGACAUACGGAUCCUGACUGCCAGUAUUGGAGAACUCGAAGAAUUCAUGGAAUCAGAGAACAUCUUCUUUCUAAAGAAUUACAGAAGUACCUCCACAAGGACUCCGUACAACGUGGAGGAGUACAAAGAAGAAUUUGGAGCCCUGAUUGAUGUCCCAAAGUACCAGAGCUGCAUGCAACACCAUGUCUGGGAAAAGAUGCUGCGAAUCAUCCACUACUUUCCAGUGACCUUGGACCCCAACACGGGUUCGUCGUGUCUAGUUGUGUCUCCUGACCUGUCCAGCCUGAUGGUGUGUGACGAGCAGCCUCUGCCGGACAACCCAGAGAGAUUUGUGAACCCACAGGGCAUCUUGGGGUCAGCUGGAUUCAGUUCUGGGAGCCACCACUGGGAGGUGGAAGUCGGCGAGAACAGUCAGUGGUCUUUAGGGGUGGCCAGCGAGAGCGUCCGUAGAAAAGAUUGGUUGAACUUGGAUGAAAAUCCUGUUGAAUUUAGCGGUGGUCUAUGGACUGUGUCCCUCUCUUCCGGGGUGUAUCGUGCUUCUCCCGGGCACAUUUCACCUCUCACACUCAGGAAAAGACCAUCCAGGAUCAGGAUUCAGCUGGACUGGGAGAGGGGGUGUCUGACUUUCUCAGACGCCAAUGGCAACACUCUUAUCCAUAGAUUUAAAAAGCAAUGGAGCGGCACGCUCAGACCAUACUUUUCCACCACUUGUUCCAAACACCCGCUGAAAAUCACCGAAGCACGGGUGAAUGUCGGAACAGAAUAGCAUCAGAACAGAAUAAUAACACAAUAACACCGUACUGCAUGGCGAGGAAGGGAAGCGUUACCGAGGUUUGACCCAAGAACCCAAGAACCCAAGAACCCAAGAACCCAAGAACCCAAGAACCCAAGAACCCAAGAACCCAAGAACCCAAGAACCCCAGUGAAUGGCACAUCACACCUUGUCCAAGUAUCUCCCGGUACUGGAAUGUUGAGUGAACUGACUUGAGGCGGUACCCUCUGCUAGAGUCAUAGCUGCUUUUCCACUUUUCUGACCUUUUACUGUAGUACCAAUGUAGUAUUCUGGUGUUAAACCAUUCUAUAACUAUAGUAUGAAUGUAGUAUUCUGGUGUUAAACCAUUCUGACCUAUAACUGUAGUUAGAAUGUAGUAUUCUGGUGUUAAACCAUUCUAUAACUGUAGUAUGAAUGUAGUAGUACCAAUGUAGUAUUCUGGUGUUCAACCAUUCUAUAACUGUAGUAUGAAUGUAGUAUUCUGGUGUUAGACCAUUCUAUAACUGUAGUAUGAAUGUAGUAGUACCAUUGUAGUAUUCUGGUGUUCAACCAUUCUAUAACUGUAGUACCAAUGUAGUAUUCUGGUGUUAAACCAUUCUGACCUAUAACUGUAGUAUGAAUGUAGUAUUCAGGUGUUAAACCAUUCUAUAACUGUAGUAUGAAUGUAGUAGUACCAAUGUAGUAUUCUGGUGUUCAACCAUUCUAUAACUGUAGUACCAAUGUAGUAUUCUGGUGUUAAACCAUUCUGACCUAUAACUGUAGUAUGAAUGUUGUAUUCUGGUGUUAAACCAUUCUAUAACUGUAGUAUGAAUGUAGUAGUACCAAUGUAGUAUUCUGGUGUUCAACCAUUCUAUAACUGUAGUAUGAAUGUAGUAGUACGAUUGUAGUAUUCUGGUGUUCAACCAUUCUAUAACUGUAGUACCAAUGUAGUAUUCUGGUGUUAAACCAUUCUGACCUAUAACUGUAGUAUGAAUGUAGUAUUCAGGUGUUAACCCAUUCUAUAACUGUAGUAUGAAUGUAGUAGUACCAAUGUAGUAUUCUGGUGUUCAACCAUUCUAUAACUGUAGUACCAAUGUAGUAUUCUGGUGUUAAACCAUUCUGACCUAUAACUAGUUAGAAUGUAGUAUUCUGGUGUUCAACCAUUCUAUAACUGUAGUAUGAAUGUAGUAGUACCAAUGUAGUAUUCUGGUGUUAAACCAUUCUAUAACUGUAGUAUGAAUGUAGUAUUCUGGUGUUAAACCAUUCUGAAGUAUAACUGUAGUACCAAUGUAGUAUUCUGGUGUUAAACCAUUCUAUAACUGCAGUAUGAAUGUAGUAGUACCAAUGUAGUAUUCUGGUGUUCAACCAUUCUAUAACUGUAGUAUGAAUGUUGUAUUCUGGUGUUAAACCAUUCUAUAACUGUAGUAUGAAUGUAGUAGUACCAAUGUAGUAUUCUAGUGUUAAACCAUUCUAUAACUGUAGUAUGAAUGUAGUAGUACCAAUGUAGUAUUCUGGUGUUCAACCAUUCUAUAACUGUAGUACCAAUGUAGUAUUCUGGUGUUCAACCAUUCUAUAACUGUAGUAUGAAUGUAGUAUUCUGGUGUUAAACCAUUCUAUAACUGUAGUAUGAAUGUAGUAGUACCAAUGUAGUAUUCUGGUGUUCAACCAUUCUAUAACUGUAGUAUGAAUGUAGUAGUACGAUUGUAGUAUUCUGGUGUUCAACCAUUCUAUAACUGUAGUACCAAUGUAGUAUUCUGGUGUUAAACCAUUCUGACCUAUAACUGUAGUAUGAAUGUAGUAUUCAGGUGUUAACCCAUUCUAUAACUGUAGUAUGAAUGUAGUAGUACCAAUGUAGUAUUCUGGUGUUCAACCAUUCUAUAACUGUAGUACCAAUGUAGUAUUCUGGUGUUAAACCAUUCUGACCUAUAACUGUAGUUAGAGUGUAGUAUUCUGGUGUUCAACCAUUCUAUAACUGUAGUAUCAAUGUAGUAGUACCAAUGUAGUCUUCUGGUGUUAAACCAUUCUAUAACUGUAGUAUGAAUGUAGUAUUCUGGUAUUAAACCAUUCUAUAACUGUAGUAUGAAUGUAGUAGUUCCAAUGUAGUAUUCUGGUGUUCAACCAUUCUAUAACUGUAGUUAGAAUGUAGUAUUCUGGUGUUAAACCAUUCUGACCUAUAACUGUAGUACCAAUGUAGUAUUCUGGUGUUAAACCAUUCUGACCUAUAACUGUAGUACCAAUGUAGUAUUCUGGUGUUAAACCAUUCUAGAACUGUAGUAUGAAUGUAGUAUUCUGGUGUUAAACCAUUCUGACCUAUAACUGUAGUUAGAAUGUAGUAUUCUGGUGUUGUAUAACUGUAGUUAGAAUGUAGUAUUCUGGUGUUAAACCAUUCUAUAACUGUAGUACCAAUGUAGUAUUCUGGUGUUGUAUAACUGUAGUUAGAAUGUGGUAUUCUGGUGUUAAACCAUUCUGAAGUAUAACUGUAGUACGAAUAUAGUAUUCUGGUCUUAAACCAUUCUGAAAUAUAACUGUAGUACAAAUGUAGUAUUCUCGUGUUAAACCAUUCUGACCUAUAACUGUAGUACAAAUGUAGUAUUCUGGUGUUAAACCAUUCUGAAGUAUAACUGUAGUAUGAAUGUAAUAACUGUAUCACUAUAGUACAAAUGUAGUAUUCUGGUGUUAAACAUUCUGAAUUAUAACUGUAGUAUGAAUGUAAUAACUGUAUAACUGUAGUACAAAUGUAGUAUUCUGGUGUUAAACCAUUCUGACCUAUAACUGUAGUUAGAAUGUAGUAUUCUGGUGUUGUAUAACUGUAGUUAGAAUGUAGUAUUCUGGUGUUAAACCAUUCUAUAACUGUAGUAUGAAUGUAGUAUUCUGGUGUUAAACUAUUCUGACCUAUAACUUUAGUACCAAUGUAGUAUUCUGGUGUUAAACCAUUCUGAAGUAUAACUGUAGUUCGAAAUUUAGUAUUCUGGUGUUAAACCAUUCUGAAGUAUAACUGUAGUUAGAAUGUAGUAUUCUGGUGUUAAACCAUUCUGAAGUAUAACUGUAGUUCGAAAUGUAGUAUUCUGGUGUUAAACCAUUCUGAAGUAUAACUGUAGUUAGAAUGUAGUAUUCUGGUGUUAAACCAUGCCAAAGUGUCACAUCAUGUGGAAGUGAGCCCUGAAAGACGUUUCGGAUGGCUCAAUAGGCUGGGUUUCAAAAGGCGUGGUAAAACUGUCCCUUUGUGACGUCACAGAAGGGCGGACUUCCUCAUAUGGUUCAUAGUGAAGAAGCACUUUGGCCGUGUGGCCAAUCACAGUGGAGUGGGCGUGCCCGGAGGCGGGCCGUGCAUGGAAUAAAUGAAAGCACAAAUCAUGAGCAUCAUAGGGCCUCUUUAAAAAAAUAUGUUUACUGUUUGGCCUUUGACACAGCAUGAACUACUGAUUUUAUUGCAUGAAAUUGUGUUUUUUUAUUUUGUAAUUAAUGUCUGUUGUUUUUAUUGAUUUUUGUUGUAUCGUUUUUCUGUCAAGUCGUGCUGGUGUACAGCACCUCCAAUGGCUAUUGUAUGUGAUGUGUGAAAGGUACUUUAUAAAUAAAGUUAUUUGAUUGAUUGAUUGAUUGACUAAAUAGCUACAGGCUCCUCAGAGGGAAAACGUCACUUGUUUCCAAAGUAUAAACCAAGCUUCAGUAUUAAUUUAGAACCGUAAUUUGUGACGUAAACUUUGAAUGAAGGGAAUAGUCUGUAAUGUAUCACAGUGUUGCAACAGAAGGCUCGAGUGUUUUUUAAUUUUUUGAUCGACAGUAUAAUGUUCAUUUGGUCUGUGUUUUGGUAAUUUUGCUUUACGUCUGAU